Molecule: messenger RNA, 5664 nt
Organism: Thermochaetoides thermophila DSM 1495
Lineage: Eukaryota; Fungi; Ascomycota; Sordariomycetes; Sordariales; Chaetomiaceae
Product: topoisomerase-like protein
Exons: 2
Coding region: 1-5664 (1887 amino acids)
Biological process (GO): resolution of meiotic recombination intermediates; DNA topological change; sister chromatid segregation
Cellular component (GO): nucleus
Molecular function (GO): DNA binding; ATP binding; DNA topoisomerase type II (double strand cut, ATP-hydrolyzing) activity
Source: RefSeq, a predicted model, not a curated record
AUGGCUUCAGAUUCUGACUCGGUCUUUGAGGACCGCUACCAGAGCGAGUCGGAUGCCUGGACACCCGAUGAGAAGCCCAAGCUGGUCGCCAAAAAGGCGACCGCGAAGCAACCAAAAAAAUUGGUACAGACUACCCUGACUGGCAGCAAAACGACCGGCAAGAAACGCCCCAAGCCGGCUGGCGACGACGAGGACGAUGACGGCAACUUCUCCAGCACCCCGCCGACCAGCAAAAAGGCCAAGAAGGCUCCCGCCAAAAAGGCUAAGGCGACCGGCAAGGCGCUGGCCGAGAUCGAGAACGAUAGCAUGCAGAUUGACGAUGCCGCUAGCGGGACUGCUGACGGCGAUGCCGCGCCCGCCGCGACGACUGGAAAGAAAAAGACGGCUACCGAGACAUACCAGAAGCUCACCCAGCUGGAGCAUAUCAUCCGCCGUCCCGACACCUACAUCGGCUCCGUCGAAAAGACCGACCAGAAGAUGUGGGUGUUCAACAAGAACGAAAAGAUGAUGGAGAACCGGACGAUCACCUAUGUUCCCGGUCUCUACAAGAUUUUCGACGAAAUCCUCGUCAACGCCGCCGACAACAGCCAGCGCGACUCGUCCAUGACCUAUAUCAAGGUCACCAUCGACCGUGAGUCCGGUGAGAUUUCGGUCGAGAAUAACGGCAAGGGUAUACCAGUCGAGAUCCACGAGAAGGAGCAGGUCUGGAUUCCCGAGCUGAUCUUCGGCCACCUGCUCACGGGUUCCAACUACGACGAUAAUGAAAAAAAGACAGUCGGUGGCCGUAACGGUUACGGUGCCAAGCUGACCAACAUCUUCAGCAAGCGCUUCACCAUCGAGCUGCAAGACUCGGUCAACGGCAAGCGCUACAAGCAGACGUGGACGGACAACAUGGGCAACAUGGAGAAGGCCAAGAUCACCUCCAACAAGUCUUCGGAUUUUGUCAAAGUCUCCUUUUUGCCCGACUACAAGCGCUUCGGCAUGGAGAACGGCAUCGAUGACGACCUUGAGGCCCUGCUGUACCGCCGUGUCUAUGAUAUGGCCGGUACCGUCAACGGCGUCAAGGUGUACCUGAACGGCGAGCAGCUCAAGAUUAAUUUCAAGUCGUACUGCGAGUUAUAUGCCCGCGCCAUCGCCCGCGAGCGCGGUGACGAGGCCACCGACGGCGACAAGCCGCCUGCCGCCAAGGUCGAGUUUGACCAGGUCCGCGACAAGGGCCGCCUGUGGCAGAUCGGCUUCACCGUGUCAGACGGCACCUUUCAGCAGGUGUCUUUCGUCAACAACAUCGCCACAACGUCGGGUGGUACCCACGUCAACUAUAUCGCCGACCAGAUCUGCGAUGCGCUCGUCAAGGAGCUGAAUAAGCGCAAGAAAGGCCACUCGCUGAAGCCGAGCCACUUCCGCAACCACAUCUUUAUCUUCAUCAACUGCUUGAUCGACAACCCGGCCUUCACCUCACAGACCAAGGAGCAGCUGACCACCAAGGUCAGCGCCUUUGGCAGCAAGUGCCAGCUGAGCGAGCCCUUCCUCAAGAAGAUUCGCCAGUCUGAGGCCAUCGCUAACAUCAUGGCCUUCGCCGACAAGAAGGCCGACAAGAUGCUGGCCAAGAGCGACGGCAACAAGCGCUCGCGCAUCAGCAACGAGAAGCUGGUCGACGCCAACUUGGCUGGCACCAAGCGUGGCCACGAAUGCACGUUGAUCCUGACAGAAGGUGAUUCAGCCCGCGGUCUUGCCGUCGCUGGUCGUGCCGUGCUCGACCCCGACCGCAUCGGUGUCUUCCCGCUCCGCGGUAAGAUGCUCAACGUCCGCGAUGCCUCGAUCGACCAGAUCAUGAAGAACAAGGAAAUCGAGAACAUCAAAAAGUUCCUUGGUCUCAAGCACAAGCAGGAGUACACCGACACCAAGAGCCUGCGCUACGGCCACCUCAUGAUUAUGGCCGAUCAAGAUUUGGACGGUAGCCACAUCAAGGGUCUAUUGAUCAACUUCCUUGAGGUCCAGUUUCCCUCGCUGCUGCGCAUCCCCGGCUUUUUCCAGGAGUUCAUUACGCCGGUCGUCAAGGUCUGGCAGGGAAACAACCCCAAGAAGCCGCAGAAUCUCAAAAUGUUCUUCAACCUGCCCGAGUACGAGCAGUGGAAGGAGGAACACAAGCAUGAGCUGCGCAAGUGGAAGUACAAGUACCUCAAGGGUCUGGGUAGUUCGUCGAACGAGGACGCCCAGGUCUACUUCAAGGAUCUCGACCGGCAUCUGAAGCGGUUCGAAGUAAUGACGGAUGAGGAGUCCAAAAUGCUCGAACUCGUUUUCUCUAAGAAGAAGGCCGACGCCCGCAAGGAGUGGUUGGCUAACUUCGUGCCUGGUACUUACCUUGACUCGACCACGCACACCGUCAAGUACAAGGACUUCAUCGACAAGGAGCUCAUCCUGUUCUCCAUGGCCGAUAACGUGCGUUCGAUCCCGUCCGUAGUUGACGGUCUCAAGCCCGGUCAGCGCAAGGUCGUCUAUGGUGCCUUCAAGCGUAACCUUGUCAACGACCAGAAGGUUGCCGAGUUCGCCGGUUACAUCUCCGAGGUGGCUGCCUACCACCACGGCGAGCAGUCGCUGCAGCAGACCAUCGUUGGUUUGGCCCAGAACUACGUGGGUUCUAACAACGUCAACAUCCUCGAACCUAGCGGCAAUUUCGGUUCGCGUCUCGCCGGCGGCUCGGACGCGGCCAGCGCCCGUUACAUCCACACGCGCUUGUCGCCUUUCGCGCGUAAGGUCUUCUCCAAGCUCGACGAGCCUAACCUUGAGUACCAGUUUGACGACGGAAACAUGAUCGAGCCGAAGGUCUACGUGCCCAUCAUCCCCAUGGUCCUUGUCAACGGUGCGGACGGUAUCGGUACCGGUUGGAGUACUGGAAUCCCUAACUACAACCCCAAGGACAUCGUUGAAAACCUCAAGCGUCGCAUGGGCCGUGACGAGAGCGGUGAUGGUGUCGAGAAGCCCUUCUUGCCCAUGACGCCUUGGUGGCGUGGCUGGAAGGGCCAGGUUCUUCCGGACGGUCCGAACCGUUGGAAGUUUAAUGGUAUCAUCAAGCAAGAUGAGACCAACCCCAACGAGGUGCACGUCACCGAGCUGCCCAUCCGCAUGUGGACCGAUGACUUCAAGGCCCGUCUGGAAGAGAUCCUCCGCGCCGAGAAGACCCCGUCCUUCAUCAAGGAUUACAAGGAGUUCAACGAUCACCGCACGGUGCACUUCGUCAUUGAGAUGGAGCCCAAGCACAUGGAGGCCGCUUUGAAGGAAGGUCUCAUCGAGAAGUUCAAGCUCUCCAAGAUCAUCUCAGCGACCAACCUCGUCGCGUUCGACACCCAGGGCAAAAUCAAGAAGUACGAGAACCCGGAGGAAAUGCUCGAGGAGUACUACCACUACCGCCUGGCCAUGUAUACGGAGCGCAAGAAGCACUGGCUGUCCGUCUACGACGCCGAGUACCGCAAGCUCAAGAACCAGUACCGCUUCAUCCUCGAGAUCAUCGAGGGCAAGCUCGUCAUCAACCGCAAGCAGAAGAAGAUCCUCGUCAAGGAGCUCCGCGACCGCGAUUACGAACCUUUCCCGCCCAACGCAGAAAAAAAGGUCAAGAACACGGACGAGGAGCUCAACCGGGAUGAAGCCAGCAGCGAUGACGAGGACGCUGGUGGUGGUGUUACCGCCCGUGAUUAUGACUAUCUCCUGUCCAUGCCCGUCUGGUCGUUCACCGCAGAACGGCUCGAGAAGCUCAAGGGCAUGAUUGCCGCCAAAAAGGCCGAGUGGAACGAGCUUAAUGCUAAGUCGGAGAAAGACCUGUGGGUGGAGGAUCUCGAUGCCUUUAUGGAAGAGUGGGAGGCCCAGCUGAAGCAGGAUGAGGAGAACUAUCAUAAUGUCACCAAGAAGGGUCGCAGACAGUCGCUCAAGCUUGGCUUGGGCAACGCCAAGGGCGGGCGUCGGCGCGCUGGGGAUGAUGAUGAUGAUGAUGAUUAUAAUCCUGCGGCGAAGAAGGCUAAGACUGCUAAGGCGACUGCGGCGACUAAGGUCAAGCAAGAGAAGGAGGUUAAGGAGGAGAAGAUCGAGCCGAAGAAGACGCAAGAACGGUUUGCGGAGAAGUUUGCUGCCAAGUCGGUCAAGGUUAAGGAUGACUUGUCUGACGAGGAUUUUGCACUGCUGCAAGGCGGGGACAACAAGGUCGCUGUCAAGAAGGAGCCUGGCACCAAGUCGAGGUUUGAGUUGUCCGACUCGGACGAUGAUUUCAUGGACCUAGGCAAGCCUUCUGCUGCAACGGCCAAGAAGGCGGCCGUAAAGGAGGAAGUCGACGGCGAUGACGGCGUCGUGGAGGUUUCCCGCCCUAGGAGGGCGGCGGCCAAGAAGGCUAAGUACACCGCCUCUUCUGAGGAGGAGGAGGAGGAGGAGGAGGAUGACGAGGAUGAUAGCAUGGAAGACUUUAUUGUGGAUGAUGAUGAGGAAGAGGAUGUCGAGGAGAAGCCUGCCGCGGCGGCGAAGAAGUCGUUAGUCUCGAGGAAGAAGGUUCCGUCCGAAGAAGAUGACGACGAGGACUUUGACAUGGAGCUGUCGGAGAAGGAGAAGCCUAAGCCUGCUGCCAAGAAGCCUACCGCUUCAAAGGACAAGGCUAAGGUCGAGGAAGACCAUGAUGACCUCAGCGUCGAGGAAAUCCCCGCUCCUCCCAAGAAGACUGCCUCCUCCAAAACCAAGGACUCCGACGCCUCCGCCGAGUCGGACAAACCCUCCAAGUCUUCCAAGACUCGGAAAGAUGAAGACAGCGACGUCAUCAUGGAAGACGCCAAGCCGUCUCGUCGAGCAGCCGCCAAAGCCAAAGCCCGCUACGUCGAGUCCUCUGACUCCGAGUCCGACAGCGACAAUGACAUGGAUCUAGGAGACGUGGGCUCGCUCGUCAAAGGCAUCGGCGGCGGUUCUUCUGCCGCCGCUUCCAACCGCCUCUCCUUGUUCUCGAUGUCGCGCCCCGAGGAUGGCUCUUUAUCUGCCAAGAGAUUGAAGCCUGCCCGCAAGGAAAGCAAGUCCUCUAAUUUUGCAGAGGAUGAUGAGCACGACGAUACCAACUACGAGGCGCUGGCUAUGAGCUCACCUAGGAAGGGUCCGACUACCGCAGCCGCGGGAAAGAAGCCUGCGGAUGCGCUGGCCGAUUUCUUGUCGGAUGAUGACCUGCCUUCUGCUGCCACGAAACCCUCGGCUUCGUCAUCCACCGGGGCAACAAGCAAAGCCAAGCCCCUGGCAGUCGUCCCCACCCAGCCCAAGAAGAGGGGUCGUCCUCUGGGGAGCAAAAAUAAGCCCAAGGACGAUCCCUCCUCCACCACUACGAAGGCGGCCGCCAAGCCUAAGUUAAAGCAGACUACCCUCUCUCCCGCGGCAAAGGCCUACGCGGCAAAGAAGGCUAAAGCUUCUAUAGACGAUGACGAGUCAGGGGAGGAUGAGUUCGUUGACGCCCCGGCUAGUCCGCCCCCGGCGGCGGCAAAGACUAGGCCUGGCAGGGCGGCGGCGCAGAAGGCGAAGACGACGAUUGUGAUUGAUGAUGAUGAGGAGGAUGAUUCCAUCCUUGCGGGGCCGAGUAAGAAGGGGCCGGGGAGGAAGAGGAGGGAGAGUGAUGAUGUUUUUGGAUUGAGUUCUAGUGAGGAUAGUGAGUAG